Molecule: messenger RNA, 1044 nt
Organism: Notothenia coriiceps (black rockcod)
Lineage: Eukaryota; Metazoa; Chordata; Actinopteri; Perciformes; Nototheniidae
Product: plexin-A4-like
Exons: 9
Coding region: 1-1044 (347 amino acids)
Biological process (GO): regulation of cell migration; semaphorin-plexin signaling pathway
Cellular component (GO): plasma membrane; semaphorin receptor complex
Molecular function (GO): semaphorin receptor activity
Source: RefSeq, a predicted model, not a curated record
AUGUCAACAGGUGGAAAGGGGUGCACCAGAAAGGAGAAAUGUGAGCGCUCAUCAGAGCCCCGUCGCUUUGCAUCAGACAUCAAGCAGUGUGUGCGUCUCAGCGUCCACCCAAACAACAUCUCAGUGUCCCAGUUCAGUGUGACGUUGGUGUUGGAGGCCCAUAAUGUUCCAGAACUUUCUGCGGGUGUGAACUGCACCUUCGAGGAUCUGACUGAGAUGAAUGGCUUGGUGGAGGGAAACCGGAUCAAGUGCUUCUCCCCCGCUGAGAAAGAGAUGCCACGCAUUAUUGUUGACAAAGGGGACCACCAGAUCGUGCAGCUCUAUCUCAAAUCCAAGGAAACAGGCCUGGCAUUCGCAAACACCAGUUUUGUUUUCUACAACUGUAGCGUACACAAGUCGUGUCUGUCCUGUGUGAGCAGUCCUUACCAGUGCCACUGGUGUAAAUACAGACAUGACUGCACCCACGACCCUCGAACGUGUUCCUUCCAGGAGGGCCGAGUCAAGAAGGCUGAGGGAUGUCCCCAGCUGUUGCCUGCAGACAGGAUCCUGGUGCCGGUGGACGUGGUGAAGCCCAUCACUCUCCGGGCGAAGAACCUCCCCCAGCCCCAGUCGGGUCAGAGAGGGUACGAGUGUCUGCUGACCAUCCAGGGGAGCGAGCACCGCGUUCCUGCCCUGCGCUUCAACAGCUCCUCAGUGCAGUGUCAAAACACAUCGUAUUUCUAUGAUGGGAUGGAGAUGAGCAGUCUUCCCGUGGUGCUGACCGUCAUCUGGAACGGAGAUUUCACCAUUGACAACCCCGCCAACAACAAAGUCCAUCUGUACAAGUGCGACGCCCAGCGUGGGAGCUGCGGUUUGUGUCUGAAGGCGGACCCUCUGUUUGGAUGUGUGUGGUGUAAAGGAGACAACCGCUGCACCCUCAAACAGCACUGCCCCCACCCCGAGAACCAGUGGCUGGAGCACAACGGCAUCAACAGCAAGUGCACCCACCCGAGGAUCACACAGGAUGGUAACAAGGUGGUGAAGAACAGCAGCAGCUCAGUGUAA